UCUACUUCUCCUUCUCCAACUACUACUAUAUAUAACUAAAUACAAUUGUGUAAGAAAACAUAGAGAACAAGAGAAAUAAGAAGAUUCCAUUGAAGCUAAAGAAAAUCAAGAAUGUUGCUAGUGACUUUGAUUGCUGAGAUGAUGAAGGAGUACACGGUGGUGCUCGCCGGACUUUUGGAGCAUCUCUUCUCUCAAGCGCCUUUUCCGAGGAGAAUCCGACUUCAGAUUUUAUACUCUCUUCCUUUUCAUAGUUCCAAUUCAUCUCUCCCUCUUCUCCUUCCUUCCCCUCCUCUUUAUUCUCGUUCUUCUUGAUGUUUAUUUUCUUGCUUACUUUGUGAAUUUUUUUUACGUGAGCUUUUUUUGUAAAUAAGAUCUCUUCUACAUUAAUGCAUCCUUUAAAAAACAAAAGAAAAAGUUACUGAGCUUUCUU
This is a messenger RNA of Arabidopsis lyrata subsp. lyrata, 430 nucleotides long. RefSeq lists its product as uncharacterized. The record is from RefSeq and is a predicted model, not a curated record. Bases 112 to 312 code for a protein of 66 amino acids. The transcript has a single exon. NCBI's taxonomy places the organism in Eukaryota, Viridiplantae, Streptophyta, Magnoliopsida, Brassicales, Brassicaceae.